AGGCCACGGAGUCACGGACACUGCGUCGUUUCAAAGCCACCUCCCACCCCAUUCUUUCCCUCCCUUUCUCCUUCUCCCGCCUCCCCAUCCAAAAUCCCCAAAUCCACCGCCGCCGAAGCCAUGCCUCCGCCCCACCGGAACCCCCUCCUCGUCCUCCCCUCCGUCCUCCUCCUCCUCAUUACCUCCGCCGCCGCCCUCUCCGUCUCCACCCCCGUCGAGCUCACAGUCACCUCGCACCCGCCGGCCUCCGUCCACCUCCCGCCCGCGCGAUCCAUCUCCGGUGCCGAUGGCGGCGCAGCCGGCGGGCCCUACUGCACGCGCGUCCUCCUCAGCGGCCGCCCCUCCCGCCUCCGGGACCCGUCGCGCUUCUUCCACGCGCUUCGCCUCCGCGCCAACGCCACCCGCCCCCACGGGCUCGAGCUCUGCUUCCACCGGAAUGCCACAGUGGGGCCGUGCAAGUGCGCGGCAUCUCAGUGGCAGAAGAUGCCCAAGAGCGGGCUCUGGGUGCAAGCCAUCUCACCGUACGAUCACCGGAUUCUGGAUUUCCGAAUGCCAGCUGACCCUUCAAGGUCCGUUGUUGUGUACACUGAGGAAGAGUUCUUGCUCCAUAGGGUGGUGUUCUUGGUGCUGGGAUUGGUGCUGAUGGUGGUGGCACAUACAUUGAGUGAGUCUGUGGUGUUCUACUAUGGUGGAGCGAUGACGAUCGGCAUUUUCCUUGUGAUACUGAUUAUACUCUUUCAGGGAAUGAAGCUUUUACCCACUGGCAGAAAGAGUUCGCUCGCUAUUUUUGCCUACUCUACAGUUGUUGGCAUGACGACAUAUUUUCUGCACUAUUUGUCGGGUCUGUUGCGCUCAGUCCUCGUGGAAAUUGGAAUUGCCGAAGACAUGCAUAAUCCUCUAGGAAUAUUCCUUCUCGUAUUGGUCGUCUUAGCUGGAGCCUGGUUUGGUUACUGGGGCGUCCGUAAACUUGUCCUGACGGAAGAUGGAUCUGUUGACGAGGGUGUGGCUUAUUUUGUUGAGUGGGCUAUCUUGAUUGUUUCAGCUGUUAUGAUCCUUCAGAGUUCUCUGGACUAUCUCUUUGCCUUUGCAGCUUUGGUCUUUUGUGUUGUCAUCAAAGGAAUUGCAAGAAUUGAGGGAAAGUCAAGAUUUUUACGCUUUUUUUCACGAUAUACACGACCCAUCAGUUGGGGUUCAACCUGCUCAUUGGAAGUGUUGAGGUUAAGGGGACUUUCUAGUGAAACUGCAAAGCAUUCCUCUCGUUAUGGAGAUUUAGGUGAAGAGUAUUCUACCAUGAAUGGGGCUUACCAAGAUGGAUUUAGCAAGCUCCAUGGUCACCUGAGACGUACACCAAGAAAAAACUCGCCUCUUGCAGGCUCGGGAAAGACAUUGUCACAAGGUGCUGCAAGGGACAACUACUAUUCGACCUACCAUACUACUCCAGAUAGGAAGAAAUUCUCAGACGAAGAAUACAAAGCAUUCACCAAAGAGGAGACAAACAAAGCCAUGAAACACUUGCUGUCCUCGCCGGAUUUCAACAGGUGGGCGUUGGCUAAUGCGGACAGGAUAUCUGUAACUCCACCGGGAGGCAGCUACAGCAGCAGCAGCAGCAGCCAGCAGCGGCAUCGUUUGUUUGGAUUGUUUUGAGCUAUGCAUGUAGUGUGCUUGCAGUAAUAGGAGGGAUUCCAUGUGUAACAAGGAUAGGAUAGCAGCUGAGUGCUGCCACGUUUUGAAGUGGCAGCAAAUCUGUAGAAUAUUGUGUAGUUUGGUGAUCGGUCACUACUUAGCUCCAGACGGCUCGUGUAUCAUGUAUUCAUGUAACAUUUAGCGCCACGGUGAGUGAAUAUCAACUUGCCUUGAGUUGUACAUCUGCACUUGAUCAUCAGUAUGGAUACUAGUAUAGGAUGAAAAAUUUUCGAGUCUUUCUAUGCUUGCUCAGGGCACCA
Molecule: messenger RNA, 1943 nt
Organism: Setaria italica (foxtail millet)
Lineage: Eukaryota; Viridiplantae; Streptophyta; Magnoliopsida; Poales; Poaceae
Exons: 11
Coding region: 121-1644 (507 amino acids)
Source: RefSeq, a predicted model, not a curated record